UUUUGCACACUCCUAUAAGGAAAAAGGGGUGUAUCUACUGACUGUAUGCAUGGCUUAUGGCUGCUGAAGAUAAAACAUUAACAAUAGUUUGACUGUGUGUGAUCUAGCUAAUCUAGCUGUGCUGUACUGACAGAAAUGAAGAGUUUGGGACUUCUCUCGAAAAAUACCAAUAAUCUUCCUUCAAGUAAGCUAAAUCAAGAUAUCCUUAAUUCUCAGACUAAUGAGAAAAAUGGUGCCAGCAAAGAUAACAAUGACACAAGAAAAAAUAUUGAACUAAAAGACUUUUUUUGGGACCAGUUCCUCAUCUACGUAUCUACUGGAAUUGCGUUACUAACGGUCCUAGAUGCUAGUAUCCAGUUUUUCCGAUCUAGUGGUCUUCAGUGCUACAUACCCAUGGAUGUUCUCCCUCAGGAGUUUACUAGAGACAAUGCAGCUUUUGUUAACACCUUCUGUCUCAGUAGUCUCUCUUGGAGUGAGUAUUACACUGUGUUCAUUCUCAUUCAAGGAAUUAUUGUAGUUGCCCCUCACUAUCUGUGGUCAUCUGUCUUCAGUGGAAGGUUCGAUUUUUUUGUGGAUUUGGUGAAACAAAUUGAUCGGCUUAGAGAUAGCGAUACCGGUGAUUUCAGACCAAAGAAUAUCGAUAUUGUUAAAAAAUUAGAACAAGAGUUCCCUGAAAAAUGGAAGUGGAUGGGAAUAUUUGUACUGUAUAUCGUCAAACUUUUGGCUCAGUUUCUAGUUAUUGUAGUUUCACUCGUCGUCAAUAUUUUGGUUUUUCCUGAAGAGAGUUUUGCUUUUGUUUUUCCCUGUCCACGUGACUUCAAUGGUUCUACUGAUCAGGUUGAAGGGUGGUUGUUUCCCAUAGCUGUAUCUUGCUCUUACCCUUCAUUUAGAGUGCUCUCAAAAAUCCAAAUUGCCAACUACGUUCUCCUUGUGUUAGCGCUUGGCUCAGUUGUAUAUGGUAUUCUGUGGUGCUUUAAGAGGCAUUCGAGUAGCUUGGGCUACAAAGAUGUUGCAAAAUUUGCCUUCUCUGCUUGUCUGGCUCCGGAGGAGUAUGUGUGUGAAUCGCUAUUGAAGAAUCCCUUCCAUUCAAGAAUUAGGAAUGAUCUUGACUUUCUUGUGAUGAGGCUAUUCAGAGCCGAUUCUGGUCAUGGACGUGUUUUUAAAGACAUUCAAGUUAGCAAAGAGAUCAAGAAUCAAAUAACUGAAGAUCAUGUGAAACUUCAUCUCUUGCAUGAUGCCAUUAAAGACAAUUUAAGAAACAAGAGAACAGGAGGAACGUCUCCUCGAGACGAGGAUAUCAGAGAGAUAUUUUUUAAAUCAGAUAUUCCGGAGUUAAAAAUUCACCAAGGUACUUUGGGAGAAAAACGUCUUGGCAACAUAAAGUUUAAACCAGUUGGUGGUCUUCGCAACCAACUUUUCCGAUUUUUCCAGUUUUCCCCAGCCAAGGAAAUGGCAUACGACAUCUCAUUUGGUACCGUUGGGUGUGCCCUUAUUCUGGCCAGAGGAUUCGAACAGGUAGUCUCUGUGAACUCCACCCGUUCUAUCGCAAUGUUAAAGAGGUGGUAAAGAAAGAAGUGUUUCAAGUCAAGUACAGCAUUGUCACUGUCCAGCAGGACAUCUUUGCUCAGAAAACAGAGAACCUGAGAAUGACGGACGAAGCUAUCGAUGAUGAGUUAAAUUUCCGUGAUCCGGAGACACGUGCUGUAUUGGAAACGAAGCAAAUCAACUUCAUUGUUGUUGGACCAUUUGUACAAGAAGCCACUAAAGGAACUG
Halichondria panicea is the source of this 1773-nucleotide messenger RNA. RefSeq lists its product as uncharacterized. NCBI's taxonomy places the organism in Eukaryota, Metazoa, Porifera, Demospongiae, Suberitida, Halichondriidae. The record is from RefSeq and is a predicted model, not a curated record. The transcript is spliced from 5 exons. Bases 136 to 1566 code for a protein of 476 amino acids.